Molecule: messenger RNA, 546 nt
Organism: Myzus persicae (green peach aphid)
Lineage: Eukaryota; Metazoa; Arthropoda; Insecta; Hemiptera; Aphididae
Product: sodium-dependent noradrenaline transporter-like
Exons: 4
Coding region: 1-546 (181 amino acids)
Biological process (GO): sodium ion transmembrane transport
Cellular component (GO): membrane
Source: RefSeq, a predicted model, not a curated record
AUGGAUGCUCAUCAUGAAAACUAUUUACCUAACCAUCCUAGAUUGUACAUGUGGCGACUACAAGACAAUAUUAAUGACUUUGAUAAGGGAGGAUUUGUGAAAUUCAAACUUUACAGAAAUUCGAAAUCACGACCGCUACCAGAAGAGAAAUUACGCAGCAAUGUUGAUGGCUAUGUGGACUAUUUACUUUACUGCUUCAGUCUGACUGGAAGUCUCGCCAACUUAACAAGAUUCCCGUACUUAGCAUACUCAAACAAUGGAUGCUCGUUUUUGGUCAAAUUCUUGAUACUGGUCGUGCUGAUCGGCAUCCCUUGGUGUUUCAUGGAAAUCGCCGUGGGACAGUAUUCUGGCAGAGGUCCGACAGCUAUAGGCGACAUGGUGCCCAUCGGCAAAGCCCCAUACAGUCUAGAUGUCUAUUUUACAUGUAUUGGUCACUGCCGAAAUCCGAUCAGCUACCAUGGAAGAAGUGCAUUUCCGCCAACGACACGUUGUGCUUACAAGACGACAGGAAACUGGGAUGCUGCAAGACUGUCGGCAUCGAUUUAA